Nymphalis io (European peacock) is the source of this 4023-nucleotide messenger RNA. Its product is annotated as proton-coupled amino acid transporter-like protein CG1139. The transcript is spliced from 9 exons. Gene Ontology annotation, molecular function: amino acid transmembrane transporter activity. Lineage: Eukaryota; Metazoa; Arthropoda; Insecta; Lepidoptera; Nymphalidae. The coding region runs from base 106 to 1515 and encodes 469 amino acids. Gene Ontology annotation, cellular component: vacuolar membrane. Gene Ontology annotation, biological process: amino acid transmembrane transport. The record is from RefSeq and is a predicted model, not a curated record.
GCGAUAUUCGCACAGAAUCAAGUGAACAUUUAGAUCUGCGUGAACCGCAGUCGUAACUCGGCGCGCUUGUGACGCGCUCGUGACAGUGUUUCAUAAUAAAGCACAAUGAAUGAAAAAUCCAGCGUCGGCAACAUCAGUGGGAGUGCGGUAUCCAUCAACCAUGACGUUAGUAACAUAUCCGAUGGAUAUAGCGCGUUCCAAUCUCGUGAGCAGAUAAUAAAUUUGGAAAGCAAGAACAAGUUGAACAUCGACAGUGGGGACGAUGGUCACCAUCACGUCAGCCAUCCUACCUCGUAUACAGAUACAUUGCUUCACUUAUUCCGAGGGAACAUUGGAUCGGGGCUGCUCGCGAUGGGGGACGCUUUCAAAAACGGAGGGAUCAUAUUUGCUCCGAUUAUGACGGCUGUGCUUGGAGUCAUCUGCGUACACGCCCAACAUCUGUUGCUAGACUGUUCCGAAGACAUCUACAGGAAGAUGAAGCGAGAGAAACCUCCAGGCUUCGCGGACACAGUGGCGCUGGUGUUUGAAUACGGACCCGUGAAGUUUCGACCUUUGGCUCCUAUAAUGAAAAUUCUCGUCAACACUUUCCUUUGCAUCACUCAACUUGGAUUCUGCUGUGUUUACAUUGUGUUUAUUGCAAAUAAUGUUAAAACGAUAUGUGAUGAGUACGGCAUCCACAUUGAACUAUCUAUCCAUAUGAUUUUUGUGGUCAUCCCGGUUCUUCUUCUCUGUAUGGUUCGAAACUUGAAGUAUCUGACUCCAUUUUCAACUGUCGCCAACGUUUUGAUGGCAAUCGGGGUUGGUGCGGUAUUGUAUGAGGCUAUGCAAGACCUACCACCCGUGGAGUCGAGAGUAUACUUGGCGUCUUGGCAGCAACUGCCUUUGUAUUUUGGUACCGCGGUUUAUGCUUUUGAGGGUAUAGGAUUGGUAUUGCCUUUGAAGAACGAAAUGAAAAAUCGUGAACAGUUCCAGAAGCCCCUAGGAGUCUUGAACGUAGGGAUGGUGGUCGUGGCCAGUAUCUUUGUCCUUGUUGGUUUUCUCGGCUAUCUCAAGUGGGGUGACGAUGUCGCUGGAAGUCUAACCCUCAACUUGCGGCCGGGACACGUUCUCAGCACCACAGUCCAAGUCCUGAUCACCGUGGCGAUGUUACUGACGUAUCCGUUGCAGUUCUACGUUCCCAUAGCGAUCACUUGGCCUCUUCUACGCAAGAAAUUUGGUCGGAGGUUGUCAGUAGCUAAGGAGCUGGGAUAUCGAGCGCUGAUGGUUAUGCUUACUUUUAUCUUGGCGGAAUCAAUACCACAACUCGGACUCUUUAUUUCACUGGUGGGCGCGAUUAGCAGCACAGCCUUGGCGCUCAUGUUCCCCCCUAUCAUCCAGCUCGUGGCAACUUACCAGAAUAACAAUAACAUACCUCUUUACAUGACCUUGAAGAAUGGUUUUAUUAUCAUGCUCGGCAUUUUCAUUUUCGUCACGGGAACAUAUCAAAGUGUCGCGUCCAUUGUACGCGCUUUCUAAUCAUUUUCAUGUUUGAUGUAGGUAUUUGCUUUUGAAAUAGACAAAAAAAAGCUAUUUAUCUCUUGAAAUGUUUAAUAUAAUUAAUUUAUUUUACGUGACAAACACAAUGAAAUGGGUAGUAUAAAAUCCUUAGUCUACAUUUGUGAAGCGAACGAUUGUUAUUCGAAUAUAUAGGUCUUAAUUGUAACGGGUUUUAGAGGAAUAAAUGAAACGAACGGUAGGGUGAACAGUCGGCUUAGGUAAAUACAUUCAGUUCUACACUCGAAGCUUUUUACACGGGACAUUUUAAAGACUACGUGUACUUCUUUACAUUUUGAUAGCUCUCGAUGGGGGCUAGGAGCUGGAAAACUAAAUUCCAAUUCGAUUUGCUCAUUUGGCAGACAUUAGGAAUUAAUAGUGACAAUAGUAAUUAAAUAUCCGUAAGAAACAUUAAGGACAGCGUCUGCCACCAUUGUAGCGCAGCAUUGUCAACAACUUCAAAUUUGUAAAAAAAUGGCAAUUUAUCAAUAUUUAAAAAAAAUAAUUAUUAAAUAGAUUAUUUCAAGUCUGAUAUCUGAGUCUGUGUACCAUAUCUUUGACUUAUAUAUUACUUGUAUUAAUGUAGGGAGUGGUAUUUAAAUUUAUCCCAUAUUUUUAACAUACCCAACUCAUAUAUUUACAUAUAUAUCUGCAAAACUUUGGUGCGUACCCACAGCCCCAGUAGUGGACACCCUAGCUCUCAAAGUUGCAUGCUCGUUGUUAGCUCUUCAUAUAGUAUUUUGUGCGAACACGUAGCGGAGCGCAGUGUGUUCUUCAUAGUGCUACGAGCAUUAGUGCUUUCCAUCCCACCGACCACGCCCUAAUCAGAGCUGUGUUCUCAUUAGAAAAACAAUCAGGAUGAACGUCAUUCCUCGCCCAAGAUAACGCAAAUUAUAAAGCGAAGCCUAUUACUCGCUCCCUCGCCUGGUCGCACUGUACGGGUCAGUAGGCCUAAUAGAAAUUACACAAUAAAAAUAUCUCUUUUCGUACCACAACAGCACACUGCGUACGGUACCUUUGAUGCAUCAACAUUGUUAAUACGCUACAACACAAUUUAAAGCUUAACAUCAUAUAGAUACUAUUUUAAGAGACAUUUUCGAAAAGCGCUAUAAUCUUUUAUUUAUAUAAUAAGAGAUUGUUGCGUCCGGAAUCAGGGUUAUAAAAUUCUUAAUAAAAUUUCACCUACAUUAUAGAAUAACGGAUACACUUUUCAUUAUUUUUUAUAACUUAAAUAUAUUUCGAUUGUAUUACCUUAAAGAACUUGAAAUAUGCCUUCUGACUAUUAAAAAAUAUACUUAUUUAUAUUUAAGAAAUAUAUAUAUUCACCUAUUUAAUUACAUGAAGUUAUAAUAACUCAGCAUAAUUACAAUUUAAUUGUAUAUAAUGAAAUUAUGUAACAGUUAUUGUUUUAAUAUAUAAGGCAUAGUAAAAUUGGUAUGAAUAUUACAUUAGAUUUAAUAUUUAUUCAUAUUAAUUAUAGACAAUAAGAUAUUUAAAUUAUAUGUGUGACGAUAUUAAAAGUCUAGAUUAGGCUUUAGCUAGAUCGACCAUCGUAUACGCAGCGAACUGAAACGAAACGGCAGCAUAUUUAUAAGACGAAAUUAAUCAAAUUAUUAAAAACUUAUUAAUAUUUAAUUGAAUUCAUUAGACUUUAUGUUAAUCAUGUUAAAAUGAGUAAACAACAACUUAUUUUUAAUAACAAAAUAUAAAUAAAAUUUACGAAUUUAUUGAUUUUUAUUGUAUUUAAAUUAUUUUAUUUUUGUGUUUGUAGUAGUACUUACUAAGACAGUAAUUUGUUUAUGAUAAAGACCAUUGAAUUUAAUAUUACCAAAAAAAACCGAAUUUAUACAAUGAAUGAUUAUUAAUAUAACAUACAUAUAUAUGUAUAUGCUAUGGUUGACGCCGCGUUGGUUGACGUGUGGGUAGGUAUAAUUUUUACAGUACAUAUUCUUAUUAUAUUGAUAAUAUAUUCAAAUAUUUGUGUCAAUAUCGGGCGAUGGUGAACACUAACCGCCGACUUCCUAAAAAUACAUACGAAAUAAUCUCAAGAAUACAAUAAUAGCUUAGUAAAAUUAGUGUUAUAUAAUUCAUUAGUUUAAGAAAUACAAAUAAAGCGAAUUAAAUGAUUUAUUAAAGUAUACCAAUAUUGUUACCGUUAAAAUCUGUGUAGUAGGAUAAAAUUAUUAUAUACUUAGGAUUAAGCAAGUUACUAUCCAAAUUACAUAAACAUCAAUACGCCGGUCACAGACUUCGUAAUGAAAAAUCUUACUGUAACUCAUAUGUCGUUUAAAAAACGUAAAGUUUCUUUUAAUUUGGAAAUAAAUCGCUAACGAUUUGCUAAUUUUAAAUGCUGUAUAUACGAUUGUAAUUGUAUUAAAAUCGCUACGUGCUGAACCUUGCUUAGAUGUUAUAUUUGUGCCAGUUUCUUGCUUAUAAACUGUGAUAAAUAUGUAUUACGUUAUUUUGAGAAAAUAAAGAUUAAAAACAUGA